This is a messenger RNA of Dendronephthya gigantea, 5405 nucleotides long. RefSeq lists its product as uncharacterized. The transcript is spliced from 4 exons. Gene Ontology annotation, molecular function: [protein-PII] uridylyltransferase activity; protein binding. Bases 81 to 5012 code for a protein of 1643 amino acids. Lineage: Eukaryota; Metazoa; Cnidaria; Anthozoa; Malacalcyonacea; Nephtheidae. The record is from RefSeq and is a predicted model, not a curated record.
UAUAAGCAAUUCAAGAGAGUUUGUAUAUACCUCAAGGCAUUUUACAAUCCGAAUUACUCAACCUCGCUCGCUCUGCAAGAAUGAAAUCGUUUAAAACAACCUUUACCUUUGAUAGAGUUAUUCACAAUCACCCUUUGGACAUUCCUCCAUUCAGCAUUCCGUCACCCAAGAAUGAAAACUGGGAAGAUCAUUUUCAAGAAGGUUUGAAGCAACAAAGAGAAGACAGUCUGCAUCAGGCGGAACAAUCGCUCAGUCAAGCUUUAAAGAUUUUAUCAGCCUUGCCAAAUGCUUCUCACUUCAACAAAGAGAAGGCGAAAUGUUUUCACACUAUGGCAGAGAUAUAUUUUACCAGAGCCUCUCAACAAGUGGAUGAUGAUAGCAGUUUUUGUGAAAUGAUGGUGAAAAGUGUCGCUCUUUUCGAGGCCGAGCGAAUUUACAAGUACGGCCGUUACGAAGAAGACGAAAAAAUCAAUGCGGCCAUUUUUGAUGUGGAAGUGAAACUUGUUGAGAAAAUUUUCGGGUUGAGUGGUGUUGAACGCUUCAAAGAAAAGAGCGAUAAACGGAUAAUUAAUCAAGAAAAGUUAAGUGAAAUCCGUUUAAGAGUGUCUAAAGAGCAUUUGCCUUCGCUUGAAAAAUUUCCACAUUGGGGCUCAGAAGACGAAGAAAAACGUUGCCACGAAAUUGAGAGGAUCUAUAAAGAAAUUUUUGAUGACAUAAAGCGCUUCCUAGAUCACAUGUUUUCUUAUUGUUGUGAGAUUGCCGGUUCCCCGCCUUGCAACUUCUCUAUCAUUGGUCUUGGAUCUAUUUCCAGACAAGAAAUUACUCCCUACUCUGAUUUAGAAUUUGCAAUUCUGGUUGAUGAUAACAACAACGAAAUUCCGACAGAGGAACAACGCCAGUACUUCCGAUUCUUGACAUACUUUAUUCAAGUUGAAAUGUGCAAAUUAGGGGAAACCGUUUUGCCGAGCAUUGGCAUCUCUAGUUUGAAUGAUUUCUAUGGCAAGAAUAUAGAAGAUGAUUGGUUCUACGACGAUGUGAUUCCCAAAGGAUUUUCAUUCGACGGAAUGAUGCCGUGGGCGUGCAAGACUCCUCUUGGAAGAAAAGAAUGGCGUGGACAACCUCGACAAGAGUACAUUUUGACCGUUGAUGAAAUGCUGAAGCUCCAAGACGUCGAACCCGCCGCUUUUAUCGAGAAUAAAAAAACAGCAAAUGUUUUCAGCAGCGCCUGUCAUCUUUAUGGAGAUGAAAAAUUGACAGAAACCUACCGAGAGAAUUUGUCAGCACUCCUCACGCAAACUGAUAGAAUGAAAAUUUUUCAAGAACAAAUCUUAGGGGUGAUAGAAAACUUGAUGGAUACUUACUGCGUCGAAGGUUUGACUAUAAAAGACCUUGGGCGACAACAAGAUGUGAAAAAAGAAGUGUACAGGUUGACAAGUCUUCUUGUUGAACAGCUAUCCAAAUUCUUUGGAAUUUUUGGACAAAGUUCGUGGAAAUGCAUUGAAGAAUUGAGAGAGAAAAAUAUAUUAACGGAAGAAGGCGCAAAAAAUCUACUUUCAGCCUUGAGCAUUACAACCGAACUUCGGUUAGAGUGUUACCAGAAGCAAGGGAGACAGAAGGAAGCACUACCUACUGUUCCACAGGUAUCAUUCUCUGCUGAGGAAAGCCCUCCACGGCCAUUUACGACAGCUAUCAUUCGUCUUUAUCAAAGCCUCAUACCGUUGAAAUCUGUCGUCUCUCAAAUACUAACGGAGGUAAAGAAACAUCAGAAUUGUCUUAGCCCAUAUCAAUUGGUCGUUGCAGUGCUUCAACAGGUCAAUUUUAUCCAUGUUUCUCCAACGAUCUCUGCCGUAGCGUACCUACGCAUUCUACAGCUGCCUAAAGCGUUCGUUUGUUUACUUUCGGAGAAAGAGGUCGAUGUGGAUAGUGCCAGAAACGUAGAAAUAUCCCUCGUGCUAGCGUACUGUUACCGUAUGGUUGGAAUGUUUCAAGAAUCCUACGAGCAAUGCCGAGAAAUACAAGCUUUGUAUACUGCAACGCCAGAUGCUGUUGGAAUAAGUUAUGUAUUAACAGCGUUGCACUUCAUGAUGGAUUCUUAUGUUGAUCAAGGUCUUUACCAAGAAGCUAUGAAAAUACACGAACAAGUACAGCAAUUACAAGAUAGUCAGGAUUGUAAAGAGAAUCUCUCAAAAGAGUUCGAUCUUCUUAACAGCAGCGCUGUUCUUUUCAUGAAAAUGCAGCAGUACAAUAAAGCUGAAGGAAUACUUAGAAAUAUCAUUGACAAGUUAAAGAAUCAACGAAAGCACUUUUUUGACUAUUUCAUGUGCUCAAACAACCUCGCUGUUAUUUUGCUUAAUUUGGACAGAUUGACCGAAGCAAAAACUGUAUUGAACAAUGCUUUAGAGGUUGCCCGUGAACUUUAUGGAAAAAAUGCUAUUCACCCCUACUUCGCUCGCUGUUUGACCAACUUGAGCGAGGUUCAUUACCAACUUCGGGAUAUAGAGAAAGCAGACGAUUCAAUUAAGUUGGCGCUGAUUAUUUAUUCUCAAGUUCAUGAAAACCAAUUAAUCGAGCCAGGUAUAGUUGACGCACUGAUUACCAAAGCAAAAAUAUACCAGUUUUACAAGCAAUGGAACGAAAUGUUCGAUUCCUUGAGCAGGGCGAAAGAAAUUGCUGAGAUUUUGUACCGAGGCCACCCACAUCAAAAUGUCGCCUCCAUACAUUUUUACCUUGCAAUAUGUGAAGAAGAGCGAGGAAUGUACUCGGAGGCAAUGAUUCAUUACGAAGAGUACUUGAAAAUUCACGAAAAUCAAAGAAUAGAAAGUCAACAAAGUGGGCACGAUUGCGACACGGCAAAUGUUCUAAUUCGUAUUGCAAACCUUGGAGCCUCGUGUUCCCAUGAUGCUUUGCGUCGUCUAUCAUAUAUUGAAAAGGCGCUGGACAUAGAAGAAAAAGUCCACGGCAAAGAAGCUAGUCAUGGACAUUUAGCUAUAUGUUAUGGAACACUCGGGUAUUGUUUGGUAACGGCAGACCGUAAAUCGAAAGGGUUGGAAUACCUCAUCAAAUCCCUGAAAGUUUUCGAGGAAAUUAAUUUGGAUACUAAUAAAGUCUAUGGUAAUGUGCAGUUAACAAUAGGAAACCUCUUAGGAGAACAUUCCCCGAAUAAAGCUGAAAAACACUUGGAAAAUGCAAAAAACGUUUUAGAAAAGAUCUCAUGGAAUAAUAGUCAUGUUGCAUUACUUCAGGUCAAUUCUUCUCUGCUGAAGAUUUUUCUUCAGGAAAACCGAAUCCAGGAUGGUGUUGAACUGGCCAAACAGCAGCGACACCUGAUUGACAGGAUGCUGUCUGAAUCCUGUCCUCAUAACUCUCAACAGCUCUUUCAAGUAUUCUAUCUUGCAGAUUUUUAUGAAGUAACUGGACGACGAAAUACUGCAAAAGAGAUGUACAUUGAUCUGGUGAGGCGUCUGGAGGAACAAGUCGAUCCAACUGAUUCGGAAAAAGAUUAUUUAAUGCUUUUACUGUGGAUGACACAACAACGAUUGGGUGAAAUGUAUCAAAGGGAUGAAAUGUUUAGUGAUGCAGAAUCAAUGUUUCAACGUAUUUUCUCGUUAGUACAGAAGACGACUUCGCAACGGUCAUUUGUGAAAGAGGCGCGCCACAUAACUUUGUGGCAUAUCGCAUCCGUUUUUGCAGACACCGAAAGAUAUCCACAAGCCUGUGAACUGCUCGACAAACUUAUCAAUAUUUACGAGAAUGACCCGACUUCCAUUAAUGCCAAUAUAGCAUCGGCUUCCUUUUUCGUGCGUGGAGAAGUGAAGAGUAGGUGCCUUCGUUUCAGUCUUGCUCUGAAAGAUCUGGAGAAAGCGUUGAAAAUAGCCGAACAGUUCCGAGCGACGACAACUCGCAAUACUGUCCUGACAAAAUCGAAUGAAAUUUACUACGGAAAAAUCAUGAACGCUAUUGGACUAGUUUAUGAGAAAACAAACAAUUUAAAGCGCGCCCUUGAACACUAUCUGUGCUGUCUAAGUACUACUGAAGGGAUACCGUCGAACAUGGACACAGCAACAUUUCAUCAAAAUGUGGCGGAUACUCUGAAAAAAUUAGGACGACUGGACGACGCCUUAGUGCAUUACAAAAAAUCCUUGGAAAUCAGGGAAAUGUUGCAUGCUGAAGAUCCAGUUAGGGAAGACAUCGCCACCGUGCUGUACCACAUUUCUAUCGUCCAGUACACCAAGCAAAGUCCCAAGGAUGCUUCGGAAACUUUGGAUACGCUGUUACCGUUGAGAAAGAAACUUCUGAAGAAAGGCGCCCGUGGUUCCUUGCAAAAUUACUGCGCAGCUUUAAUUUUAAAAGGCAACUGCCACAUCGUGCGACCAGGUGAAGCCCAACAAGCAAAAGAUGUCUACGAAGAAGCAGAGAAAGUUUUAAAGCGUAUGACGGAAGGACAGUUGAACAUGGAUUACGCGGUAGUCAUAAGCAAUAUAGGAUAUGCUUGUGUGCUGCUAAAGGAAUGGAAGGAAGCGAUACCAAAGCUGGAUAGAGCACUUGAAUUAAAAAGAGCAAUUUAUCAAGAAAGAGCAACGCCAGAUGUGGCCACGGCUUUUCGCUUGCUUGCUACAGCAUUACUCGAACAUCAGGAAUACGAGAGAGCGCUGUCGCACUUCCAGAAAGCGUUGGAAAUGUUUGAAGUUUUCCAGUCAGCCGAUGAUGAGACGGAAUGUUUUCUUAAUAUUGCCCUUUGCUACAAAGGUAUGAAGAAUCCUAGCAGUGCACUUAAGGCAUUUGAGAAAGCCGGUGAGAUGUGUGUCAAAAGACCAACGAGUGACAGAAUGCGUCUUGGUGUCCACAUGGAAAUAGCUGAGACCUUCAUCGAGGAAGAAUAUGCGAACAAGUCCAAGGCAUUGCAUCAUCUUGAAGCAGCUGAAGAUAUCUUAAAAAGAAUCAAACAAACCGACACGGACGAGGAAAAUCUUAAUGAACUACAAGCUAAGAUAAUCAGCCUUAAAAUUUCAUAAAUCACUAUACGUACUAUUUGAACAUAAUUCUAAAAAUAUUGCUCUUUUUAUAAAGAGAUAGAUAGUUUGUCCCUAGAUAUGCUUUAUUGAAUAUGUAGAUGCACUUUAAUUACUGCUCUACGAUCUGGAAUGACUGAUCUUGUACCAUAAUUGUAUAUACACUCGAUUUAUUCGCAUGUCAUGCAUGGCUAAAUUUGGUACCCACGUACCCAACUUUAUUAUAGUAUUACCAAAAAAAGCCGAGCACGUUUGCAAUCGGUACGUGUACCCAUUUUAUAUAGCAGUGCAUGCCGUGGCAAUAAAUUAAGUGUGGUGUGAACGGGGUUUUAUUAAAUUGUUAAAAUUACAAAGGAGAGCUGCACGUGUCAUAACUUCAAGCACAAAAAUCUUGAU